Musa acuminata AAA Group (dessert banana) is the source of this 627-nucleotide messenger RNA. RefSeq lists its product as uncharacterized. The record is from RefSeq and is a predicted model, not a curated record. Bases 1 to 627 code for a protein of 208 amino acids. The transcript is spliced from 4 exons. NCBI's taxonomy places the organism in Eukaryota, Viridiplantae, Streptophyta, Magnoliopsida, Zingiberales, Musaceae.
AUGGCGGCAGUAUGCAAUCAACGUGCUCAAAAGCCCACAGCUGGUCUUGUCGAGCAUGCUGUAGUGGUAUUUGAAGCUAAAAAGGGACCACAAUAUUAUGGCGCAAGCGCAGACCUGGAAGUAUUCCAGCUUUCAGGUGUUUCAAUUAACCAAGCAAGCACGAGCCAGAUCAUUCUUACCAAAGGGGAAAGAGGGCCCAAAAAUUACAUUAACACCGUGCAGGCUGGAUGGCAGUCGGAUGGUUACCAGAAGACCGGCUGUAUUAACCUGGAUUGCCAUGGGUUUGUCCAAGAUCGGUUCACUUCAAACUGGAUGUUGUACAAUGAUAGGGAACCUGUUGGGUAUUGGCCGAAGGAAAUCUUCAACAACAUGGCAGAUUCUUCCCAGGUGCAGAUGGGUGGAUUAGUUUACUCGCCCUUUGAUGAAGCAAGUCCGCCCAUGGGUAAUGGUGUAAAAGGUGAAGCAAAAUUCACGAACGUUCUCUUGCUGGAUGGACAAGGUAAUAACAGAACGCCUGAAGAUUUUGAAGAGAUUCAUGAUCUUGAUAUAGAUUAUUACUACAUUAGCUAUCACUAUCGCGAUGGCGUGUUGAAUUAUGGUGGGCCGGGAGGUUGGAAGAAAACUUAG